GUAGCAGUUGUUAUGGCACUCCGCCUCUAGGGCCAGUCGCGUACGGACGUGUCGUGCGUCGCGUAGAUAACGUUAACCGCAAACUCGCGUGUAGUGUUCGUGCGUUCGAUAUUUAAAUUUCGGAUAUUUCAUAAUCUGUGACUCUAGUUUUUAUGUGCUCGAUAUGAAUCAAUAGAGAAACGAAAUUAUUUUUUUUUACGUUUUGAAUUUGGAAUAUAAAAUCUUUUUAAAUGAUGGGCGUAAGCAGCUGCAUGAGCGUCCGGCAGGCGAGGGGACCGUGCCAUUGCCCCGCUUGCCCUAGGGCUUCGGGCCAUGGGGCUCAGUUGCCGCCACCGACGCUCGUGCUGCCCCCAAUGGCCCUUGAACCGGAGACGACCCCCGUCAAAGACAAAAAGGGGUCUAAAAUGAAAGUGCUGAAGAAAAUUAAGAAAAAAAUUGGACUCGCGCCCCGCACUUCCUGUACUGGAGGGACACCCAACAAUCUGCCGCCCCUCGGCUUCCACAGCGUCCACGGUGAAAACAUCAGGGUAUCUCGCGAUGGUUCGAUAGCGAGACGCGUGGAGAGUUUCUGCAAGGGUGUCGCGUUCAGUGCCCGGCCGGUUAGAGUCAAUGAAAAGGUGUGCAUCCGAUUUGUGGGGAUCUCCAACAGCUGGAGUGGAGUCAUACGUUUCGGGUUCACCACCCACGAUCCAGCCACAUUAGCCCACGCGCUCCCCAAAUACGCCUGCCCAGACCUCACCAACAAACCAGGAAACUGGGCUAAAGCUCUAGGCGAAAGAUUUUGCGAAAAAGACAACAUUUUGUAUUACUACGUCAAUUCCGCCGGAGAUGUCCAUUUCGGGAUCAACGGGGAGGACAAAGGGCUGUUUUUCUCAGGGGUCGACACAAGAAACCCACUAUGGGCUUUGGUAGAUGUAUACGGAAACUGCAUGGCAGUCCAAUUCGCUGAUCCCCGAGUGCCGAACCAAAUUAGAAGACCUAAUCAAAGUCCGAUAGAAGAAGACCGAUUAGUCGGAAACAUGAGGUCGUUAAGCAUCGAGGAGGCGCUGCCACCACCGAGGUAUUCGAAUCCCCUCGUACCUCUAAGUCUACACAGAACAAAAGGAAGAAACGUCCAGUUCAUAAACGAUAGAGGUGUAGCAGCGAGAACUGAAGCUGAGUUCUGUCAAGGUUACGUGUUCACUGCUCGCCCGAUGGGACCCGGACAAACGAUCGUCGUCCAAAUACUAGCAACGGAAUCGGCAUACGCUGGAAGUCUGUCGAUAGGUCUAACAUCUUGUGACCCAGCGACUCUGAGACCUUGCGAUUUACCUGACGAUGCGGAGUUGUUACUGGACCGUCCUGAGUAUUGGGUAGUUAGGAGAGACGCGGCAAACGGUCUUAGAAGAGGCGACGAGUUGGCCGUCACUCUAACUUUAGACGGUGAAGUCCGUGUGAGCAGAAAUGGGUCCUCACCCGUUACGGUUAUGCACGUGGAUCACACUUUGAGGUUAUGGGCGUUUGUGGAUAUAUAUGGAGCGACACAAAAGGUUAGAAUGCUGAGCUCUCAAGUAGCUCAGCCGGCGCAGACGCCACCGCAGCAGUUGAGGGUUUUGACCGGGUCUGCAGCCCCGAUAACAACAGGAGCUGGAGGGACGGUGCUUGUCGUGAGUCUACCGCCGCAGAACGGUGCUCAGAACGCCGCCAAUCAGCAAGGAUUGACGCUAGCCAGCGCUCAUUAUAUUGAGCCAAUUCAGGCAUCAUCUCAGCUCUGCCUGGCUGGCCUCCAGCCGAUAUCAAGUCCCCCAAUAGCCCCUAUACAGCAGCAGUUCCAACGGCCAAGAACGGACGCUCAGUGUUCAUCGACCAGCCAAAACAACUGCAACGAACAGGUCCAAAUACCCAACGGUCACACGGAACCUCUAAGACUUGCUGAUAGACUCCAAAAUGGGCCUUCCACCAGCAGAGCGCAUAAUAUAUACUCUGUUAUCGGUGAAGGGAAUUUGACAGGUACCGAAUGCACUAUUUGCUAUGAGAAUCCGAUAGAUAGCGUCCUAUAUAUGUGUGGACACAUGUGCAUGUGCUAUAGAUGUGCCGUUCAGCAGUGGAGGGGGAAGGGGGGAGGUCAAUGCCCCCUCUGCCGCGCACAGAUUAAAGACGUAAUACGCACAUACAAGUCCUGAUGUGUUAACCGUCUGUUAUGCCAAAUAUUUGAGGUUAUGUAUUAUAUUAUCUGUGCUGUUCUUUUGGCGCCAAUUUCACGUACGUGCAUCUAGUAUGAAAGGAUUGUUUAUGGUUGUAUGUAGGUUUUUAUUUAUAAGUUGGCGCUAUUGUUGAUGACAGAUUAAUGGACUAUGAUGCAAAUAGAUUUUAUGAGCGAGUCAGAAAUAUUGCUCCUAAUGUGUACACGAAAGAGAUAGCAAUAUUUUAGUCGCGUAUAAAACAUAUGUCAUAAUUUUUAUUGUUCAUAAUGUUUACAAAAUCUAUUUGUCAUUCAGCGUUCUAUUGUACUCACAUAAAAUUGGCGCCAUUUUGAAUUCGGAACGCUAGGGAAAUAUUGCGUUGCCAUUAAAGGAUCUGUUAAUAUGACUGUAUGGAUUAAUAUCUUUGCUUUGCUCUAUGACAGAAAAAUUUAAUACGGCGGCCAUUUUGUUAUUGGAUAUUGCCAAAUAUAAAAAAAGUUAGCAAUAUUUUAAUGACGUUCCAACAUGUAUGUUUUAGUAAUAGGUAUACUGAUAUUCAAUGCACUAGUGUAUAUUUUUGAUUUAGUUAAUAUAAGUUAAGUACAUAUUAGUGGAAAUAUCAUAAAUAAUAUAUAAAUCAAUAUAUCUAGGUGUUUUUAGGUUCGCUUGUUAGAAAAAUUUGAUUUUGGAAUAAUAUAAAAAUUGACAAUUAUUUUAGGUUAUAAUUUGAAAUGUUAUUAAAAAGCACGGAAUCUCAGAAAAAAUUAAUCAAUUUGCACUUAAUUCGAAACUCCGAAUGUUAAAUGUUUUUUUUACUUCUACAUGAGACGCUCAGGAAAUGAUGAGUGAAUUGACCAAAACUCCGAAUGUUAAA
Molecule: messenger RNA, 3036 nt
Organism: Achroia grisella
Lineage: Eukaryota; Metazoa; Arthropoda; Insecta; Lepidoptera; Pyralidae
Gene: neur
Product: protein neuralized
Exons: 4
Coding region: 231-2162 (643 amino acids)
Molecular function (GO): ubiquitin protein ligase activity
Source: RefSeq, a predicted model, not a curated record